GCGGCGGGCCGGGCGGAACUUUCCAGAACGCUCGGAGAGAGGUUGGAGGAGCGGCGGCUGCCCUAGCUGCGUACAGCUACACGCUCCUUCCCGCUCCGCCGCCGGCCCCAGCCCGCUCACCGGCUAGAAAAUGGUGAAAGAAACGACUUACUAUGAUGUUUUGGGAGUCAAACCCAAUGCCACUCAGGAAGAAUUGAAAAAGGCUUACAGGAAACUAGCCUUGAAAUACCACCCUGAUAAGAAUCCAAAUGAAGGAGAAAAGUUUAAACAGAUUUCUCAAGCUUAUGAGGUUCUCUCUGAUGCCAAGAAAAGAGAAUUAUAUGACAAAGGAGGAGAACAGGCAAUUAAGGAGGGGGGAGCAGGUGGUGGUUUUGGCUCCCCCAUGGACAUCUUUGAUAUGUUUUUUGGAGGAGGAGGAAGGAUGCAGAGAGAAAGGCGAGGUAAAAAUGUUGUGCAUCAACUCUCAGUUACCUUAGAAGAUUUAUAUAACGGUGCAACAAGAAAACUGGCUCUGCAGAAGAAUGUGAUUUGUGACAAAUGUGAAGGCCGUGGUGGUAAAAAAGGGGCAGUGGAAUGCUGUCCCAACUGCCGAGGUACUGGGAUGCAAAUACGAAUUCAUCAGAUAGGACCUGGAAUGGUUCAGCAAAUUCAGUCUGUGUGCAUGGAGUGCCAGGGCCAUGGAGAAAGGAUCAGCCCUAAAGAUAGAUGUAAAAGCUGCAAUGGAAGGAAGAUAGUUCGAGAGAAGAAGAUUCUGGAAGUUCAUAUUGACAAAGGCAUGAAAGAUGGCCAGAAGAUAACAUUCCAUGGUGAAGGAGACCAAGAGCCAGGAUUGGAACCCGGAGAUAUCAUCAUUGUAUUAGAUCAGAAGGACCAUGCUGUUUUUACAAGACGAGGAGAAGACCUUUUCAUGUGUAUGGACAUACAACUGGUUGAAGCACUGUGUGGCUUCCAAAAGCCAAUCUCUACUCUUGAUAACCGAACCAUAGUCAUCACUUCUCAUCCAGGUCAGAUUGUCAAGCAUGGAGAUAUCAAAUGUGUGCUAAAUGAAGGCAUGCCAAUUUAUCGACGACCAUAUGAAAAGGGGCGCCUGAUCAUUGAGUUUAAGGUAAACUUUCCUGAAAAUGGCUUCCUCUCUCCUGAUAAACUCUCUUUGCUGGAAAAACUCCUUCCUGAGAGGAAGGAAGUAGAAGAGACUGAUGAAAUGGAUCAGGUAGAACUGGUGGACUUUGAUCCAAAUCAGGAAAGACGGCGCCAUUAUAAUGGAGAAGCUUACGAGGAUGAUGAACAUCACCCUAGAGGUGGUGUUCAGUGUCAAACCUCGUAAUGGGGUCAGUGAAUAGCACCCACUGCUGCAUUUUAAAUGCAGUAGUGAAUGAGUGAAGGACUAAUCAUAAUAAGCUCACUACUUGCUAUUGUUUUUUGUUGUAAUAUUCAACUGUAGUAGUGUUUUAAAAGUUAAAUGAAGAAUAAACAAAUAUAAAAGCUC
This is a messenger RNA of Dipodomys spectabilis (banner-tailed kangaroo rat), 1486 nucleotides long. RefSeq names its product DnaJ heat shock protein family (Hsp40) member A1 (gene Dnaja1). Gene Ontology annotation, biological process: protein refolding; response to heat. The record is from RefSeq and is a predicted model, not a curated record. The transcript has 9 exons. Gene Ontology annotation, cellular component: cytoplasm; cytosol. Gene Ontology annotation, molecular function: ATP binding; Hsp70 protein binding. The coding region runs from base 131 to 1324 and encodes 397 amino acids. Lineage: Eukaryota; Metazoa; Chordata; Mammalia; Rodentia; Heteromyidae.